GGAGGGAGGAGCGGAGAGGCGGCAUGGCAGCGUCCCGCGGAGCUGGCGGGCCGGCGGAAGAGGGGGAUACAGAGUGUAUUUUGGAGCCUUUGUCUCUGCCAGAAAGACCACUUUGUGUUGCUCCUGUAGAAAGUUCUCCCUAUGUGCCUUGUAUUUUCUGUGAAGAAUGUUAUCUCUUGGCUGAACAAAACCAGCUCCUGAAACACAUGAUUAUUGAACACAAGCUCGUCAUAGCAGAUGUGAAACUGGUUGCAGAUUUUAAAAGAUACAUCUUGUACUGGAAGAGGAGAUUUGCAGAACAGCCCAUCACAGACUUUUGUAGUGUGAUAAGAACAAAUUCACAAGCUCCAUUAGCAGAAGAACAGGACAAUUAUUUUCUUCUCUGUGAUGUUUUACCAGAAGACAGAUUACUUAGAGAACAGCUUCAGCAAAAGAGACUGAGAGAAAUUCUAGAACAGCAACAGCAAGAGAGAUAUGACACAAGUUUUCAUAGUAUGUGUAUGUUCUGUGAUCAAGAAUUCACAGGAAACAGAUCUGUCCUUCUCAAUCAUAUGGCAAGAGAGCAUGCUUUCAACAUUGGGCUGCCAGAUAACAUUGUGAAUUGCAAUGAAUUUCUGUCUGUUUUACAAGAGAAGCUUGACAAAUUGCAGUGUUUAUACUGUGAAAAAGUCUUCAGAGACAAAAACACACUUAAAGAUCACAUGAGAAAGAAGCAGCAUCGCAGAAUCAAUGCCAAAAACAAAGAAUAUGACAAAUUUUAUAUCAUUAAUUACUUGGAAUUUGGAAAGUCUUGGGAGGAAGUGCAGUCAGAGGAUGACCGGGAAUUACUAGAUAACCUAGAAGAAGACUGGUCUGACUGGGAAGAGCAUCCUGUGUGUGCAGUUUGCCUGUUCUGUGAACAACAAGAAAACACUACAGAAAAACUCUACCUUCACAUGCAGAAAUCACAUGGAUUUGACUUCCCUAAAAUAAAAUCAGAUCAUGGUCUGAACUUUUAUCAGCAAGUAAAGCUAGUGAAUUUCAUCAGAAGAGAAAUCCAUCACUGUCGUUGUUACAACUGCAAGGAGAAAUUUCAGUCUAAAGGAGAACUGAUAACUCAUAUGGAAGAAACCAAACACAUCACAUUCCUACCAGCCAAGUCUACAUGGGAUCAACCACAGUAUUAUUUCCCUACCUAUGAAAAUGAUUCACUCCUUUGUACUCUGUCAGACAGUGAAGAUCUGAUAACUGAGGAUCAAAGUGAAGAUGUCCCUGUUGUAAGCGAAGAUGUAUCCAGUCUAAAAGCCCUCAAAAAAAGCAGUGUUUUAAACCAGCUCCUGUAUGAAGAGAACAAGAGUCAGGAGGAAUUUUGACCAGGAUUCACAGUUGCUGAUCUUUAAGUGUUUCUUCUGCAAGACAAAAAAAAAAAAAAAAAAAAAAAAAGACAUUCUUUCACGAAUAUUGGAAUGCAGUUUAACUCAGAGAUAUUGUCACUGAGCAAAUAUUGUAUGAAAGUAAAUGCUAAAUAAAAUUUAAGUGU
Molecule: messenger RNA, 1519 nt
Organism: Calypte anna (Anna's hummingbird)
Lineage: Eukaryota; Metazoa; Chordata; Aves; Apodiformes; Trochilidae
Gene: ZNF277
Product: zinc finger protein 277
Exons: 12
Coding region: 24-1352 (442 amino acids)
Source: RefSeq, a predicted model, not a curated record